AUUGGCAACAUUGAAUUGUAGUAAUGCGCACGUACUUACGAUAAAGCGCAGACUCUAAACGCUUUUAUCGUGAUCUCUUCCCUUCUGUUGGGCGGCUUUAACAGUUCCGAAAAGUUCGCGUAAUUUACUGCACUGUUCUUUGGCUUGUAGAUAGCGAUCGAAGUAAAAUAUAAAAAUGUUUGCCUGUGCUAGACUGAUUACCCCUGCCACCAGAAGUGCACUUGUUGCCAACACAAAACAGUACUUGAGGCCACUGAGCAGUGUAGUUAAUCAAAGUCAAAUACAAGUACAGAAUGUACAACAACAUAAGCAACCAACUCUCCUUCCCGCUAUUCGCAGUUUCCAAACUACACCAGUAAGCAGAGAUAUCGAUUCUGCUGCUAAAUUCAUUGGUGCCGGAGCUGCCACAGUAGGAGUAGCAGGUUCAGGAGCAGGUAUUGGAACAGUAUUCGGUUCCCUUAUCAUUGGUUACGCCAGAAACCCCAGCUUAAAACAACAACUCUUCUCAUACGCCAUCUUGGGUUUCGCCUUAUCCGAGGCUAUGGGUCUUUUCUGUCUUAUGAUGGCGUUCUUAUUAUUGUUCGCCUUCUAAGUUAUUGCCAUUAUUUGGCAAACGUCAUCUAUUCCACCAUUUCGUUACGUAAAAGAUCAGUGUAACUCAUUUCAAUUAAAAUUCAAUAGGACAUUAAUUUAAAAAAGUGCGAGCUCUAUAUGAAUACGUGAUCAAUUUUUUAUAUACGAACUCUGUUUACUAUCUAGAGAAUUUGGGCUUACUUUCUACAAAAGAAAUUGGCAUGUAUUUAUUUACGAGAAUGUCGUGUGUUUUCUAGGAAAAUGAAAGCAGUAAAGUAAAUCUACCCAUUGUAAAUUAUUAGAAAUUUUAUUAUACAUUAUCCUUUAGUCCUUUUAAGCAACUUUUUUUUUUAUAAAUCAUCCUUAUAAAACCAGAGCUGUUAUCAAUUAUUUUUAAGGAUAAUAAAUUGUUUGUUUUCAUUUUA
This is a messenger RNA of Diorhabda carinulata, 998 nucleotides long. It is a transcript of the gene ATPsynC, whose product is annotated as ATP synthase lipid-binding protein, mitochondrial. Bases 176 to 592 code for a protein of 138 amino acids. The record is from RefSeq and is a predicted model, not a curated record. NCBI's taxonomy places the organism in Eukaryota, Metazoa, Arthropoda, Insecta, Coleoptera, Chrysomelidae. Gene Ontology annotation, molecular function: proton transmembrane transporter activity. Gene Ontology annotation, biological process: proton transmembrane transport; proton motive force-driven ATP synthesis. The transcript has 4 exons.